Biomphalaria glabrata is the source of this 1911-nucleotide messenger RNA. Its product is annotated as tubulin beta chain-like. The transcript is spliced from 6 exons. Gene Ontology annotation, biological process: mitotic cell cycle; microtubule cytoskeleton organization. Bases 169 to 1503 code for a protein of 444 amino acids. Gene Ontology annotation, molecular function: structural constituent of cytoskeleton; GTP binding; GTPase activity. NCBI's taxonomy places the organism in Eukaryota, Metazoa, Mollusca, Gastropoda, Planorbidae. The record is from RefSeq and is a predicted model, not a curated record. Gene Ontology annotation, cellular component: microtubule; cytoplasm.
UAUCAAUCCACCAUUUCCUUGGUUACCAGAAUCCAAAGCUGAAAUAAGUAGGUCUACGGCUGAAAUUUUGACUAGGUGCUACAGAAGUAAGGCAAAGAACUGGUUUGAUCAAUUAGACGGUAGGUUUUUUGUAAGUACCUAGGGAGUGCGUCCACGCAAACACUCACGAUGCGCGAGAUUAUGCAUAUCCAGGUCGGCCAAUGCGGCAAUCAGAUUGGAUCAAAGUUUUGGGAAGUCGUAUCAGACGAGCAUGGCAUUGACCCUACCGGAAAUUAUCAUGGCGACUCUGACCUCCAGCUAGAGAGAAUCAAUGUUUAUUACAACGAGGCUGCAGGUGGACGUUACGUUCCUAGAGCAGCUCUGGUUGAUCUCGAGCCAGGAUCUAUUGAUUGGGUCAGAUCUGGUCGUUUUGGCACUAUAUUUCGCCCUGAUAAUUUUGUUUCAGGGAAGGGAGGAGCCGCAAACAAUUGGGCUAAAGGUCAUUAUACAGAUGGCGCUGAACUGGUGGACAGUAUUAUGGAGAUCGUACGAAAAGAAUCUGAGCACUGCGACUGCUUGCAAGGUUUUCAGCUGACUCACUCUCUAGGUGGCGGCACCGGCUCAGGUCUUGGAACUCUCAUCAUUAGCAAAGUCCGAGAGGAGUAUCCAGACAGAAUUAUGUGCUCUUACUCUGUAGUACCAUCGCCUAAAGUCUCCGACACAGUAGUAGAACCCUACAACUGCACGUUAGCCAUUCACCUGCUGGUGGAGAACACAGAUGAAACUUACAUCAUUGACAACGAAGCCCUCUACGACAUCUGCUUCCACACGCUUCGACUUGCCACACCGACCAACGGCGACCUCAACCAUUUAGUCUCUGCCACCAUGUCUGGCAUCACCACUUGCCUCAGGUUCCCCGGUCAGCUGAACGCCGACCUCCGCAAACUGGCCGUUAACAUGGUACCGUUCCCUCGGCUCCAUUUCUUCAUGACAGGCUUCGCCCCCUUGACGUCUCGCGGCAGCCAGUGGUACAGGAACUUGACGGUCCCUGAGCUGACCCAGCAGAUGUUUGACGCCAAGAACAUGAUGGCUGCUUGUGAUCCCCGCCACGGCCGUUACUUAACGGCUGCUACGGUGUUCCGGGGAAAGAUGUCGAUGAAGGAAGUAGAUGAACAAAUGCUGAAUGUUCAGAACAAGAAUAGUCGCUAUUUUGUAGAGUGGAUCCCAAACAAUGUCAAAACGGCCGUUUGCGACAUUCCCCCUCGAGGUCUGAAAAUGUCAGCUAUUUUCAUGGGCAACAAUACUGCCAUGCAGGAGCCUUUCAAGCGUGUGGGCGAGCAGUUCUCCGCCAUGUUCCGCCGACGUGCAUUCUUACAUUGGUACACAGGUGAAGGCAUGGAUGAGAUGGAGUUUACUGAGGCUGAGUCCAACAUGAGUGAUCUCGUCUCUGAGUAUCAGCAGUACGAGGAGGCCACAGUAGAGGAUGGCAUUAACUUUUAUGAAGAGGAGGAAGAGGAAGCAUAGCCCCCCCCCACACAUACACACGCACACCGCCUUUUGUCUCCGUUCCCUCCCCUAACGACCUUUUCCCAAAAUGUCUUGUAUCUCAAACUGUCCGAUCCAUCGCUAAGUCUGUGUGCCUAUAACAUCAGAGUGAUAGCAAGUUUUGAUAAAAACAUCCAGAAACAAAUAACAUCACUGAGGUAGUGAAGAAUGUUUAAUUGAAGUAAUCUUAGAAGUGAAACGUUUGAACUCUAGCCACAUACUGUGGAGCUCAACAGCUCAAUAUCGUGACUCAUUAAUGUUUACACUAUUGUCUAGACCUACCAAUGAACUCAAUAGAAUCAUCUUGUACAGGUCUUUAUACGGCCAGGAAAGGAGGGCGCUGUUUAAUAAUGUGCAUGAAUAAAUUCUAUUAAGUGUCUGCAUCUA